Messenger RNA from Hippocampus comes (tiger tail seahorse), 1581 nucleotides. RefSeq names its product tetraspanin 13a (gene tspan13a). NCBI's taxonomy places the organism in Eukaryota, Metazoa, Chordata, Actinopteri, Syngnathiformes, Syngnathidae. The transcript is spliced from 6 exons. The record is from RefSeq and is a predicted model, not a curated record. Gene Ontology annotation, cellular component: membrane. Bases 113 to 733 code for a protein of 206 amino acids.
ACGUGGAAACACCUGAACACGAUUACAGGAAUUUAAAAAAACAAGAUCGGGUGAACAGGUGACAAGUGGAUAUUGGAAAAUUAAGUUGGUCUGAAAUUGUUGAGUGGCAGAGAUGGUUUGCGGAGGAUUUGUUUGCACCAAAAAUUCCCUUUGCGCACUCAAUGUGCUUUACGUGCUAGUGAGCCUGCUGCUGGUGGGCGUGGCGGCGUGGGGCAAAUGGUUCGGCCUGGUGUCCAGCAUCCAGGUGGUGGCGGGUGUGAUCUGCGUGGGCAUCUUCCUGCUCCUGGUGGCCUUUGUGGGGCUGUGCGGCGCCCUACGGCACCACCAGGUGCUGCUCUUCUUCUACAUGAUCAUCCUGUCGCUGGUGUUUGUGGUGCAGCUGUCUGUGUCCUGCGCCUGUCUGGCCCUCAACGAAGACCAGCGGAAUCAUCUCCUAGAAGUGGGCUGGAACAAGUCGGAGUCAAUGCAGACGGAUGUGGAAAAGACACUGAAUUGUUGCGGCUUCUCCCACGUGGACUACAACAGAUCGUGUGCCGCCAUUUGUUUUAAGCAGCAGCCGCCAUUGUCAUGCACCACAUGCUCAGACAUCAUCGAGAAGUAUGCCGGACAAGUACUGCGCUUCGUGGGUGGUAUUGGACUAUUCUUCAGCUUCACAGAGAUGCUUGGUGUUUGGCUGGCCCGUCGCUACAGAAACAUAAAAGACCCCCGAUCAAAUCCCGGAGCCUUUCUAUAAUGAUCAAUUGUCUUGCUUUUGUAAUUAUGAUACUUGCUAUUUACGUUGCACGGCUUUCCCGUUGGCAAAUGCUAAGAAGUGUGUAUGAUUUAAAGACAUGUUUCCUAUUCUUUUCAUGUGUUGGUGACCCAGUGCUCAAAACCACUACGAAUGGCAGCAUAGCCUAGCCUAGUUUCGCAUGUUGGCUUCAACGUAAACACAUUCCCCACUUUAUGUAUUUACUAUUUUGGGGGUGAUUGCACGAACUAUGCACUGCGGACAGUUAGCUUUAAGGCUGAGACACUGAUAGCAGCUAUGUGAAGUCAGGCAAACGUUUAUCUCGUCUAAGCUACACUGUUAAAUAUUCUUUUCACAUGUGGAUGACACGAUCAAUGCUCAAAGUCUAGCAUGUAGGCUUGAAUGUAAUCUAGGGUUUGUUUUUUUUCAAGGAUAAUGCAAAAAAGCAUAGUUAACCAGUUGGUUUUCACACACUGAAAGUAGCUACCGAAAGCGCUGCCAGCUCCUCAUUCCUGUUAGCUGUCUAAGCUAAGGAUGCUCAAUGGCUUUUGAACUGAUCUUAAAAAGAUGCUAGCCUGUAUAUUUCACAACUGAAUUGUCUUAGUAAUACUCUAUGGCAGAAAAUGUAUACAUCUAUUGACAAUGAUAGCAUGCUAACACACUACGGCAUAUCAACACCUAAGGCACAUUUUAUAAAAUACCUUCAGAUUUUUUUUUUUUUGGAUAAUUUGGGUUUUCAAUAUUAUGGAUUCAAAAAGCGUACAAGUUUAAAUCUUGAAAAUUUGAUUUAUAUCUUCAUUAUGUCCUUCCAAUGGAGUGUUCAGCAAUAAAUGUCUCGUGGAGUCCUUUCA